Molecule: messenger RNA, 3861 nt
Organism: Lytechinus variegatus (green sea urchin)
Lineage: Eukaryota; Metazoa; Echinodermata; Echinoidea; Temnopleuroida; Toxopneustidae
Product: cytosolic carboxypeptidase-like protein 5
Exons: 16
Coding region: 131-3724 (1197 amino acids)
Biological process (GO): protein deglutamylation; proteolysis
Molecular function (GO): metallocarboxypeptidase activity; zinc ion binding
Source: RefSeq, a predicted model, not a curated record
UAUUACAGUCUACAGAUGCCAUGAUGGAGACCUUGGAUGAAGCCUUGAAUUGAUCACAUCUAUACUGAAAGCUUGUGCUUCUCCAUAUUCCUAGAAGAUACUUGGUAAUCUAAGCCAGAAUUCCAAAGCUAUGGAAUGCCGCCUGGCAGGGCUCCUCUUCACCUCCAAGUUUGACUCUGGCAACUUGGCGCGGGUCGAGCGGGUCGGUCCUGAUGAUGAUGAAGAUGGGACAGGGCACCGAGUCGGGGAUGCCAACGCUGCCCCAGACUACGAAUUCAAUCUCUGGACUAAUCCAGACUGCGGAGGAACUGAGUUUGAAAAUGGAAACAGGACCUGGUUUCACUUUGCAGUGAAGGGAUGCCCGAUGAACAAGCUGAUCAGGUUUAACAUCAUGAACAUGAACAAACAAGGGAAGCUGUAUAGCCAAGGGUUAGCGCCGGUCGUCAAGGUCCUACCACAGAAACCCAAGUGGGAACGCAUCAGGGACAGGCCCUCUCAUGAGACCGUGGACGGUCAGUUCAUCCUGUCCUUUACCUAUCGCUUUGAGUACCGCUUCUCUACAGUCUACUUUGCGUUCUGUUACCCGUUCUCCUACACGGAGUACCAGGAGAAGCUCACUGAACUGGACAAUAAAUUUAGCAGCAGGAAAUAUGAUUCAGGCUGCCCAAACAGUGCAAUCUACUAUCACCGUGAGCUGCUAUGUCACUCCUUAGACAAGCUACGAGUUGACCUCAUAACUAUCUCAUCUUGCCAUGGAAUAACCAAUGAGAGAGAACCAAGACUUCAUAGACUCUUCCCUGAUACGUCUGUAGAGAGGGCUCGGAAAUUCAAAGGAAAGCGGGUAUAUUUCUUGAGUAGCCGUGUCCAUCCGGGCGAGACUCCAGCAAGUUUUGUCUUCAAUGGAUUCUUUGAUUUCAUCCUACGCUCGAAGGACGAAAGGGCCAUCCAACUCCGGAAGCAGUUUGUCUUCAAGCUCAUCCCUCUCCUCAACCCCGAUGGUGUGCAGCGAGGCUACUACCGUACCGACCAACGUGGUGUCAACCUCAACCGGGUCUAUCUGAACCCAGACCCUGAUCUCCAUCCGUCUAUCUUCGCUGCCAAGAGCGUUGUUCUGCAUCAUCAUGUGCAUUCCAGAGUGAUGAGGUCAUCGGUUGACCCGACACCGGGUUCGGGGAAUCCCCCUGACAGCGGGGAAGUCCCUGAUAGUCAUGGGGUGGGGUUGAAUGAACGGACACAGGAGCCUGGAAAUGGGGAUUGUGGGACAGAGGUAAGGGCAGAACUUGGCAAAGAUCAGUUCAUCAUCGAGAAGAAAGGCGAAGGGACUAAUGCAAUUCUCGUUGUGCACCGUGGUGGCAAAAACAGAAGUUCACCUCUUCUGUCCAAUAGUGAAGCGAAUAGACAUUUUCCCACUGAAGAGGGAUUAAACUCAUACAUUGAUGCAUCAGAACCAAGUAGUGAUCUUAUGUUCUUGCCAAACAGUACCUCCCUUGCUAACAAAGGGGUUCCGAGGGAUGACGCAUCUGUGUACGACUCCGACGUCGAAAGUGACAUCGGCAUGAAAGCACAAACUCCUCUACCCAGCAAUCAAUCUAAUAACAAUGCACAAAAAGCGAUUCCCUGUGGUGACACUGAUCCCAUAUCGAUCCCAUCGGAAGAAAGUGGUGUGGCAUUCUAUGUGGAUCUCCAUGGCCACGCCUCAAAGAGAGGCUGCUUCAUCUACGGCAACUUCCACGAGGACGAGGACAGGCAGACCGAGAACCUUCUCUUCCCCAAGCUGAUCGCGAUGAACUCCGCGCACUUUGAUUUUGACGGUUGUAACUUCACAGAGAAGAACAUGUACACAAAGGACAGAAGGGAUGGCAUGUCGAAGGAGGGGAGUGGCCGAGUUGGAAUCUACAAAGCAACAGGAAUCAUUCACAGCUACACUUUAGAGUGUAACUACAAUUCUGGGCGAUUUGUGAACUCACUUGCCCCUGCUUCCAAUGACGAUGGAAGGGCCACGCCACCUCCGCUGGCAGGGUACCCACCAAAAUAUGGACCACAGCAUUAUGAAGAGGUUGGCAGAGCAACGGCCAUUGCUGCGCUAGACAUCAAUGAUACAAACCCUUGGUCUCGGUUAGCAGGUACAGAGAAUGGAAGCGUUCACGGUGUAAGGGCAUGGGUUCAACGCUACUUGCGGAGCAUGCGCGGGGCUCCCUCACUGCCAAAGAAAAUGUCGAGGGUUGCUUCCAAAACAUCCAGUCUUGUUGCAACGGUAAUGACUCCUCCAAAGCCUAACACCAGAACGGGUCUCCUCCAGUCUGGCAACACCGGCGGCAACAUUGCAGGCAGCAGCAAUGUGGCAGGCAAUUCCAAUGCACAACCAAAUACAAGCAACAGCCCAAAGAGAAAUAUACAUUCCAAACCACUCGGACCAGUAAGAGAAACAAGAGCAUCGAUGGAAAGAAGAAAACACCUGGCGACCCUUCAAGGGACCGGUCUUUCUACAUCCUCCGCAUCCUCUGCUGCCUCUACAGCCACCACCACAACCAUGGGUGUGGCUUCCACCCUACCGUCAGGGGGCAAAAACUACACCAUCCCCCUCCCCCUGACCCACCACAAACAGACGCCCCCUUCCACCACCCGAUCCCACAGGGCGGGGCCGACGUGGGCGCAGAAGAAGAUCAAGUCCGACUCGGUGCUGGGGAAGAAUGCGGGCGAGUCCGCUGGGCAGAAGGAAUCGAGCAGCCAGCUCUCGCCGCGGACCCUGCUGUCAAAGUCGACCAACAAUUUGGGUGCGUUCACCCGCCACGGAGGCCACCUUGCGUCGAGCACGCUGCCCUCUGUUGUUACAGAACUGUUGAACUCUGUCAUGAUCAAUGCGCUGGAGGGGUCCAAAGAACUCGGCAAGGAGGAGUCAUCUGGGUUCUCAACAGCAUCGGUUGCUCAGCAGAGAACAGCUAUGUAUGUCAAGAACCAUGGGAGCACAAUGCUAUCACCCGCUACAUCUGAUGCUGUACAUACAGUCAAUUUGGAGUUUCCUCCCACGGCACCAUCUGCCCUGUCACCAAAGAGUCACCAGUCUUUGUUCCCGAGGCAUCACAUGACAAUAGACCUUGGGGCAUCAUCAUCACAACCUAUACAACAUCAUGGCAACAUCCAUGUAGAGGGGGAGAAGAGCGACCUCAAGGCUUUAGGGAGUCUUUGCUUGCAUGAAGAAAGUCACCAAGACUCUGCCGACAAGGCUAAAAAGAGAAGGAAGAAGGGGAAUGGACCGAAGCGACGUAGCAUCUCUCACAGUCCUAGCCGUAAGUCCCAGAAGAAUUCCCACCGGGCCCUGACCAAGGGAGGCAAGCACAGUGAGACGUCGGACAGCGACCCAGAGAGAUUGAUGAAUCGUAGACAGGAAAGGACAAGGCAGAGGUCAAUUACCAGUAGCCUGUCAGAUCCCACCCCUAAUGAUUUGCAUCCAAUGUCAGAACAUACUUCUCAUUUUGCAUCUAACGUUGAACGCCAGAGAGCCAACACACCAAAGAGGAGUCUCUCGAUCGGCAGUAUCCGAGAACCUCCCUACAUUAAAUCCAAGGUGAACAACGCAAUCAAGAAAUCAAACUCUUUCAGUUCAGGACGGAGAGAUUCUAAUGUUUCUUACCAAGUGGUUGAACUGAACGAGUUGUUAAACCGGAAGCAGCCUCAGAAAACGCCCAUCCCGGUGAAGAAAAUAGGCUUCUGGGUAGACUUCUAGCUCAGUACUCUUUCUUCAAACAUUUUCAUCAUUUUGUUCCAUGGAUGACUAGCUGGAAAAGUAUCUGACCAAUGGACAAAGCUCUAAUACCCCUGUUGCACUGGAUUUCCUACCUGAGACUAGUCUCAGACUUGUUU